CCUACCUACUGAUACAAAAUUUUUGUUUUGACGUGACGAAUUAAUAAGUGCUGCAUAAUAACUUUUAUUUUAUUAUGCUCUAAUACGAAAUAUUAUUGCAUUUUAUCACAGGUCGUAUAAAGGCUAACAUUUUGGUUAAUUCAAUACCCAAUUUGAUGAGUACAUAUUCUUUUUAAAAAUAAUUUAGUCAAUAUGAAACGAACCUAUGAUUCUAUGAGUUCCUCUAUUGAAAUUAGUUCUUACCGAGAUCAACACUUUAAGGGUUCAAGAACUGAGCAAGAAAAAUUGUUAAGGCUGUCUUCAACGUUAUAUAUCGGAAACUUGUCAUUUUAUACAACGGAGGAGCAAAUAUACGAGCUAUUUUCAAAAUGUGGUGAUUUACGGCGUGUUAUAAUGGGACUAGAUAAAUAUAAAAAAACACCUUGUGGCUUUUGUUUUGUUGAAUAUUAUGAACGAGCUGAUGCAGAGGAUUGCUUAAGAUACGUAAAUGGAACAAGAUUAGAUGAUAGAAUUAUUCGCUGUGAUUGGGAUGCUGGUUUCAUUGAAGGAAGACAAUAUGGACGUGGUAAAACUGGAGGACAGGUUAGAGAUGAAUACCGAACUGAUUAUGACGGCGGUCGCGGCGGCUACGGAAAAAUUAUUGCCCAGAAGGUUGUCCCCAAUACUUUAGAACGUUAGUGAUUAUAAGACUGUUUCAUAUAAAAAUAGUUUGAUUUUUGUGAUCGUUGUGAAUGUAUGCAAAUAAAAGCAUAUUUACCAUUUAAAAUUUUCUUCAAGCAAUCACCCUCAGAAUGAAAACGAAAAAAUGUUAUUGUUGAACUGAGAUUUCAGAUAUAAUCAAACCUUUUACAUUAUUAUUAUUCUUAAAUAUACAAAUGAAAUCAG
Molecule: messenger RNA, 885 nt
Organism: Leptidea sinapis
Lineage: Eukaryota; Metazoa; Arthropoda; Insecta; Lepidoptera; Pieridae
Gene: Cbp20
Product: nuclear cap-binding protein subunit 2
Exons: 4
Coding region: 193-678 (161 amino acids)
Biological process (GO): mRNA cis splicing, via spliceosome
Cellular component (GO): nuclear cap binding complex
Molecular function (GO): RNA cap binding
Source: RefSeq, a predicted model, not a curated record